AUGGACAGGCCUGCUUCCGACUACGCGCAGCCAGGUUUGAGCCCUCAAUAUCCAAGUCUCCCGGAGACACAGUCUGAACAAUCAGCUGCAGAUCAGGCAACUGCUGCUGCUGCCGUCGCAUCCCCUACCCAAACCGAAGCUCGUCGAACUCCCCAAUCCCAAUACUCGGCACCUCCAGAACCUCGAUCGGGCGGUAUCUCAUCUUCGAAUACCCCCCAACCAGACUACGGCUUGCACCAGAACGCUUCCCAUCCACCACCGCCUCCGGCCGCCGCGCGCCCAUCUCCCUACCCUGAAUAUUUGACGCGCCAACCCCAGUACCACCACGCACCUCAUACCCAAGCCGGCGGGCCGCCAGGUAUGGCUCAAGCAACAAGUCCGUCCAUGAACCCGCAAGAUGGGCAGCAGAGUGACCAUCGAAGUCCCGCGCAAGUUAAGUCUGACACCGAGGUUCCUAUAGAUCCCUCGAUUGCAGCCUCGAGCCCGUCCUAUCCUCCACCAUACUCUCCCUACGCUCCUCAGAGCCACGACAUGGCGCAAUACCAAAGUCAUCCACCGCAGAUGUACGCUCGUCCGGACUGGCCACACCAAUAUGGAGGCCACCAGCCAGGCAUGCCCGGCCCUUAUAGCUCCCCGGCUUCAGCAGUGAGUUCAGCUUCCCCCGCUGCCACCGCUGGGCCACGACCUGGACAGGUCUUUUCAUUCGUGCCUAUCCCCGGCUCCCAACAACAUAAGCGACCUAGACGACGAUAUGAAGAGAUUGAGCGAAUGUACAAGUGCGGAUGGAAUGGAUGUGAAAAGGCCUAUGGCACACUAAAUCAUCUCAAUGCACACGUCACAAUGCAGUCACACGGUGCUAAGAGAUCUCCAGAUGAAUUCAAGGAGAUCCGCAAGGAGUGGAAAGCUCGCAAGAAGGAAGAAGACAACCAGCGCAAAGCUGCGGAAGAGAGAGAAAGGGCCGCACAGGCUAACCAGGUUGACAACAAUGGUGGCCCAAGUGGAAGUGGCCAACCUAGCCAACCAACUACCUCCUAUGCUGCCGGUGUUCGGCCUCAGCUGCCGCCAAUAGGCUAUCAGCCAGCAGACGGUCAAGUGCCAGGUCAGUACGGUGCUUCUCCUGGUGGUUUAGUCUAUCCAGCUGGCAAUGGCCAGAUGCCUGCAACCUACUCUCCAAGCUACCCCCAUUCCCCUUAUGGUCAGGGCAGUCCGGUCUACCCACAACCACCGCGUGAGUGA
This is a messenger RNA of Microsporum canis CBS 113480, 1236 nucleotides long. RefSeq lists its product as hypothetical. NCBI's taxonomy places the organism in Eukaryota, Fungi, Ascomycota, Eurotiomycetes, Onygenales, Arthrodermataceae. The transcript has 3 exons. The coding region runs from base 1 to 1236 and encodes 411 amino acids. The record is from RefSeq and is a predicted model, not a curated record. Gene Ontology annotation, biological process: regulation of DNA-templated transcription.